CUUGACGUCAUUCUCUCGAGAUCUGUUGCUUCGGCACGGUCUUCGGUCGUUCCGACCACAUUCCCUUCGGCAGGGCGUCUUCCCAAGCCGCCUUUGGAGCCGCAGAGUGAUGGUGGAGUGCGCAUGUGAGUGAUGGUGGAGAACGAGUACGUCGUCCUGCGGAUCACCCUCUCGGUGCCGGUCACCCUCCCGGUGAGUCCGCAGCGAGGCGACACGAGUACUCGUACGACAGCUAGCUGCCCUUCUAGCAUCCUCUUCCCUCAGCCAGAUCUCGCUCUUCCUCUGAGUCCGCGUGCCUUCUCGUCCUUCCAGGACUCACCCUGGUGCUGACCUACUCCUCUCCUCUCUCCCCGACUGACCGGUUGCAUAUCAGGGGAUGCUUUUGAGGGUUAUGUCUCACUGGGAAUGCAUGCACGCAUAUCUGCCUGAGAUCUGCCUGUCUGUCCGUCUGUGUUGUCUCUCUAGCCUCCCAGUGUGUGCCUACGUAUCCGCCACAAGGUCCGUCCCCUCGCCGAUCACAUACUAAGGCAGACAACACGUCCACACCCGCACAUCGGUCAGGAACACGGGACACUCACUCAAAGCGGACGGCACGAAAGCAUGUGUGUGGCUGGCUAUCUCUCUCUCUCGGUUGGCUGAGAUCAGUCGGUGAUCUGGUGUGUUUGCGUAUGGAUGGCUGGUAUGGUUCUCGGGUGGGUUUGACAGUUGCCAGAGAGAGGACAUCCACACCAUAACACUUUCGUAACACUGGUGCAUCUGCCGUUCUUUUUUUUCCAUUCGCAGGUCUGUCGUUUGGCUGCGAGGGGUGUGGUCUGCCCAUGGGCGUUGUCGUCAUUGUGUUUGGUGUUGGUUUGGAUGGAUGUGUAUCGGUCUGGAUGAGAGCGAGAUGGUGUCCAUGUGGCUGUGGGGAGGAUCAGAUCAGCCGCACAUAACGAGCCAGCCUCAGCCAGAUCUACCACGAGAGCACCGGCAUUCAACGUUGCGUCAUCUCUGCUGUCCGCUGCUGUCGUUGCUGUCGUUGCUGUCGUUGCUGUCGUUGCUGUUGGGACGUGUGCUGGUGGUCGCAGGUUGAGUUUGUUUCGGUGCGAACAAGAUGACGACUUCUCCCCCCUCCUGGACUGACUGGCUCGAUCUCAUCUACAGGCGCACUGAUCUCAUCUACGCCUGCUACGUCGACGACAUCAUCGUCGCUUCCCGCACCCCUGCUGUCCUCUUUGAGCUGCUCUCUCACCUCAAACGCGUCGAUCGGCUGUCCUCUGCUGCCUGGCGUGUGCGCUGACCGUCCCGUUCGAACUCGUGAAGUCCUCCUCGAACUCUGAAGCCCUCCUGAUGCCCCUGCGUUGUCUGGUGUCUGUAGCUGAUCCUCGUCUGCCCGCUCUCUGCUGUUGUCAUGUCCAAGCCCUCGUCCAAGCCCUCGUCUCGUCUUCGACCUUCUGAUCUCGUUCGUGGCCCCCUGCUCACCCACCACACGGCGUCCGAAACCAUUCGCGAGAAACUCAACCGCUGCCUCAGGAGAGUGGAUUACGACCGACGAGACGAGUACGAGCUGGUGGGGUUUCUCUACGCUAAGGAGCAGGUCAUUGACGAAAUCGAUGAGCUCGAUGAGCGCCGCGAUUGAUCGGGUAUCUCACGGAGGGAGUACGGCGAGAGGGUGAACGACAUGCGUCGCCGUCUGACACAUGUGCAGCAGGAGAUCCAGCGUCGCACGGCGACUCGGCGACCCCCCUCCUCUCCCCCUCCCCGCACUCGUGCGCCCCGUCCCCGGUCUCGUUCUCGUUCGCGACAUCUCUCGCCGCCCUCAUAUCAACGUGUCACGAUCGACAGGAGCGGUGAUCGUCGUCUGGACAGGAGGUCUGGUGAUCGUCGGUCGCAGCGUCACGGUGGGGUGGAGCUCAAGCCUGCUGCUGUUGUUCAAGCAGAGGAAGCGGCGCGUGUGCAGACGACCGAGCCCGCUGAGCCGUCUCAAGCACCCGAGACCCAGCAGCCCCCCACACAGCCACAGACGACCACACCACAGCCCUCCCACGCCACGUCUGAGCAGCAGCACACGUACAACCCCGACACCGAAGAGGUCGGCGACCAGGAAGAUCAGGACGACGAGGAGCAACAGGAGGACUCUGAGGAACAACAGGAGGACGAGCAGCAGCACGAGGCCAUCGAAGAAGCCGAAGAAGAAGAGCAGGAGACCGAGCGGGAGCAGCAGGAGGAGCCCACAAGCGACGAGCAACUCCCUACCCACCAGCAAGGUGCACAAGACAGUGCCUCUCAAGACCCCGCCCCCCACCCGACUCCCUCUCCCCCUCCCGCCCACGUCCCCCUCGCCCACACUCCCAAACUACCUGCUUGCACUCCCACUCGUGGUGUCUUCCCCCUAGAAGCGGCGGUCCAGGAGCAGCUGCAGUUCUACGUGCACUCUGUGGACCAGCUGUUCUUCACGGGCCUCUGGUUGUGCGGCCACUGCGAUUAUCAGACGGUGCGAGGUGCGUCGAUUCAGCAGGGCGGAGAAGCGGACUUCUGGUUUCAGCCGCCGGCGUGCUGUGUCAAGUGUCAGAGCCCCCCACACAGGGCAUACCCCUCAGCGGUCCCGGCAUUCGCGACUGGCCCGUGGAACAAGGUCUACGACUACUCGCAGUUCCCCCCAGCGCAGCUCAGCGAGGAGGGUAAUGAGGCUCGCGGCCAGCACAUCGUAAACCUCGCGAAGUAAUCCCACACCCACUACUUCGACUCCUUUUUGCUGCCCCCCUUCCCCGACCCCUUUUUCCUGCUGAUCGCCGCUGCUGCCUGUGGUGUGCUGCUGACCGACGGUGUCGCUGCUGAUCGUGUG
Vitrella brassicaformis is the source of this 2824-nucleotide messenger RNA. Lineage: Eukaryota; Vitrellaceae. The record is from the annotation of a GenBank genome assembly.